This is a messenger RNA of Gigantopelta aegis, 1514 nucleotides long. RefSeq names its product growth arrest and DNA damage-inducible protein GADD45 alpha-like. The record is from RefSeq and is a predicted model, not a curated record. The coding region runs from base 292 to 786 and encodes 164 amino acids. Gene Ontology annotation, cellular component: nucleus; cytoplasm. Gene Ontology annotation, biological process: regulation of cell cycle. The transcript is spliced from 5 exons. NCBI's taxonomy places the organism in Eukaryota, Metazoa, Mollusca, Gastropoda, Neomphalida, Peltospiridae.
UAACAUGGUUAUUCAAUCAUUUAUUACACGCAAGCCAUAACCCAGGUUGUACUAGUUCCAGAUAGUGACCGCGGAACUGUGACAAUCUGGACCGUUUUUCACAUGACCAAUCAAACGAGUUUUCCUGAUAAAGCUCCGCCCGCCGAGUCUCCGUUACAAAUAGCACAUGACUAGGAUCAACGGAACAUUUCAACAAAGACCAGUCGUACUACACAGAGGUGUGCUUUGCUUGUUAUACUCUGGACUUUACACAGCUUAUCAUUUUGUGUUUGGAUUACUUUACAAUACACCAUGACUCUUACUUCGAUGUCGACAAUAACGGAAAACACUGAAAUGAAAUCUGGCGAUAUUGGCCACGCAUUGAAGCAGUGCCUGCAGCAAGCGAGUUUGUCACAUAGAGUUACAUGUGGGGUGUUCGAGUGUGCCAAACUGUUGAGCUGUAACCCUGACAACGUGAUGUUGUGUAUCCUACCCGAGGCAGACAACGCUAAUGACGUCACUGUACACAUCCAGCACACGCUGAUCAAAGCCUUCUGCUGGGAAAACGACAUCAAACUUAUCAAGGUUGAUUCUGCAAUAAAACUGGCCACGAUAUUGAAUGGAAGUCAGGAACCAAAAAAUGACAAUAUCCCCCCAUGCACCAUUACCUCCAGUGACGUCAGCUCCCUUCUUUUGGAGUUUCCACAAGACACGUGUAGUAUGGAGGACACAGCAGUUUGCGAGUUUUUCGAGAGAGCGCUUAACAGCAACGUGACCUCCAAUUUCGUUAUCGAGCUACCCGUCUGAACAUUGAUCCAUAACUAAGAGAAAUCAGCACUUAUCAGAGGAUCCCAAACUCUGUAUCAUCGCAACAUUACGAAAUGCACGCUGCAAGACUUCUGGGCGAAGGCUUACAAGCAUCCAUAGCACUGUCGGUAAUAUGACGCCACUAAAUGACGUCACAUGGUACGCGACUGACACCAGAUGGAGCUGAACACGCUUUGCCAGACGAGAAGACGACCAAGAUCAUUUCAUCCGUGACAAGAUCAACAGUAGAGCAAAUCUGUGCUCGCGUUUAAUUGCUUAUGGACUACGAAGGACAUGUUAGGUAUAGGCGAAUAUGAACAGACGAACUUUCACAAUAAGGACAAUCAAGUGCACAAGACCAUCAUCGGUAUAAAAACAUACGAGUUAUGUUCAGCAUCAUCAUCUUCACUAGAGAGACGGUUUUGCAAGACUGGUUUUAGACUUAAGAGGGACCAGUCUGGUGGAAAGAUACAACUUUUAACUGUGAACAAUUGAUUUUCGAACAAUGAUUCUCAAAGGAUGAUGAUUCCAACUGCACUGCUAGAACAGAAAUAUUCUUGAAAAUUACUCAUUUGUUCAUGCAAUAUUGUACGUCGUAUAUGAAUAUUCAUGAACUUGACGACAAGCCAUAAUGAACCAACCACAUGAAUAUGUAUGUAGGUGUGAAAUAAGUAACGAUCGGAGAGUUACUGAUUGUAAAAAAAUGUCAAAUAAAUGAUGAAUCGGAA